CGUGGUGUUAGUAGCGCUCGUUGCCGUCGCCGUGCAGGGAGACGCUUGCCUUACACACCUCCCACAGCCUACACCCACACCAAAUCAACCAGAACCACUCAUAAACACCCGCGCCAUCUACCACCAGCACCUGGCGCGUGUGUACACUGCUCUCGGCACCUCCAGAACGAGUCAGUAUACUAAGGAAGGGCAGGACGCACCCCCAAAAAUCGUCUACAUCACCUCCAGGAGAACCUCUUCCAAAAAUACCAAUACCAAGAAGCUCCUCCCUAGGGCAGACUUGCUACUCAGCUGAACGGAACCCACCACAAAAAGAUGGAGGGAGAAAUGGUUGAUCCAGGGUUCCCGGCCCACACUGCCACCGCAACAGCCGCCCCUCAACCCAGACCAGCCGGAAACAUCAGAUUCGACCCCACCUAUAUCAACUUCCGCAACAUACCCGGCAUGCUGAAGAUCGCCCAAAUUGUGUUCAAUCUCAUAGGUUACAUAUGCGCAGCGGUCUCUACGUUUAACAGUUACUCGCAUGCUAACUGGUUCUCCUUCGUCUCCAUGACCGGGUUCUGGGUGACUGGUAUACUACUGGUUCUCUACAUGAUGCACGUACUGGAGCGGUUCUACAUGGUGCCUUGGCUUAUGCUGGAGUUUGGAUACUGCGCCUUAUGGUGUUUCUUCUACCUGACGGCGGCGGUGGCGUGUGCUACCUGGGGCGGUGUGGAUUCCGGAGCCGCUGCUGCUUCCUUCUUCGGGUUCGUGGCCAUGAUCCUGUACGGCGCUGAUGCCUUCUUCAAGUUUAAGGCCUGGAGGAGUGGUGACAUCGCCCAGGGUGGUCAACAGGUCCAGAUGGCUGACCCGGGUAUGCCCUCCCCUGGGGCCUACUAGAACUAUUGUCUGAAGGAGGCAGUACUGCUGUCUGAGGGAGGCAGUACUGCUGUCUGAGGGAGGCAGUACUGCUGUCUGAGGGAGGCAGUACUGCUGUCUGAGGUAGGCAGUACUGCUGUCUGAGGGAGGCAGUACAGCUGUCUGAGGGAAGCAGUACUGCUGUCUGAGGGAGGCAGCACUGCUGUCUGAGGGAGGCAGUACAGCUGUCUGAGGGAAGCAGUACUGCUGUCUGAGGGAGGCAGCACUGCUGUCUGAGGGAGGCAGUACUGCUGUCUGAGGGGGGUAGUACUGUACUACUGACGGUGGAGGCAGUCGUAAUAUUUUGGUCGACACAGUAACUUGAGCCGUUGUGGGUUACAUAGUUGUACAAGAGUAAUGUUAGCUGUGGUAGACAGGUGGUGGCGUCAUAACUCCCGUGGGUGUUCUCUAUCCAAGGUGCAUCAGAGUGUUGUUGUCCAGUUUAUUUUUCGUGAGUUUAAUUUUCCAUCUUGUAGACACACGAAUACACUAUACUUUUUAUUUAUGACUUUUCCGAAUGAUUUAAAAAAUAUUUUAUCUUCACUUUGUAUGUGUGUGUUGAUCAAGACUUUUAAGUUUUUAUAUAUAUUUAUUUAUUAACCUUUAAAGGUUUAUUGUAAUGUUAGACCUAAAUGUUCAAAUCUUACGGUGUUUACAGUUCUCUCACGAUUGAUCUCUUUGUUUUGUGUACAUGAGACAUUUUUUACACUGAUGUUUGAUGUUAACUCUGUUUCCGACAGUAUUUGGAAAUCGUGCUACAAACAUAAUAGAAGACAUCAGAUGUUUCAAGUCAUACCACUGUAACCCUCUGAUUGGCUCUGUUGGAGGAAAAUUCUGGUGGGUAACCAACCAGAAGUUUUCUCUUUCAUUACAUCACAACACUGUAACCCUCUGAUUUGCUAUUUCUGGGGAGAAAGAUGAUGUGUAACCAAUCAGAGGAUGUUUCCUUCAUAACGUCACAAUACUGUAGUUAUUGACUGCCAGUGUCAAAAAUAAGGAGGUACAGUACACUAUAUAAGAACAGUAAAGACGCGUAGUGUUCACAAAGUAUAAGUAACACGGCCGUGAGUGUUGAGACGCUGUAUAACUUGGGAUUUGAGUGGCAGGGAAACAAAAAUAAAAUAAAAGAAGGAAUUAAAGAAAAACUGAAGACAUUUGAGACAAUUCUGUGUGUAAUUCAUAAAAAAUCUUGAGUGACUCCAAUAGUUGGUGAAAUUCUCCUUCCACUCCUAUCCCGGUAAGAUCUCAAGAUGACCCUUUUAUCAAAUAGAACCUAAUCCCAAUGAACUUCCAAUAGGCUGAGGCCCAAUCUUAUGAAGCUCCCAUUAAUUUUGAAAGCCACUUUGUCUUUGCCCUAAUCUUAAUGGUGACGAUAAGUUCGGACCUUUUAAGUACUGGGGGCCCCAUUUGACCAGCCAUAUCCCCGUUAAAGGUGUCUUAAAUAGUUCACACUUUUACUAUAUAAAAAAAAAUUAAUGUUUCGAUGUAUUGAUCUAUAAUUCCCUGGUGAGUCAUGGAGCCAAGUGUAUUAUUGUGAUCUCCGGGUGUUUUGAUGAUAACUUGGUCUACCUUGAAACUUUUCUCUCGAUGUCUUUGUUAUUCGGUGUCAUGGACAAUUGGUCUUCUAGUGUCCGUUGAUAAUGGUCAGUUGCGGUGUCUGUUGAAGCUGGCCCAUUCUGGUGUCUCAUGUUAAAAAAAAAAACACAAAAACAAAGAAAAAUGUCAGUUUCGUUGCUCUUUUGUUUUAGAUGUCUUAAAACUGGUCACUUUUUUUGGUUGUUUAGUUCUCUUGUUUUGGUGUGUGUUUGUUUUUUAAAGCCAUUUGUGUGAUGACAAGAAGAUGACAUUUCACUGCCACUUAUAACCACAUUAUUCUAUGAAUAUUUUUAUUUAAAGAAACACCUGAAGAUUAGUCACCCAACCUAUUCCACCUGAUGAUUAAACACCUCAAUUGUAACCUAAUCUAACGCUACACCAUUCUAACCUAACCCAAUUUAACAAUCUAAUCCAACCUGACUUAAUCUAACCUCCCUUCCAGGAAGCAUUGGAGUGUUUAAUCAUUUAGUGAUUUUUAUGCGUCGGGGCAUAUCUUCAAGUGAGUCAUUUUUAACAACAAAGCUUUCUUUUGUCUGUUGUAAGAAAUUAUACAUUCAAUCCUUCCUUGAUAAUAGUUGGUUACGGUGUCUCGCUAAACUGAUACAUUUUAGGAUUUAGUUAAGAAGCUAAUUAUUUGUCGCAUUCAAGUUACCCAGUAUUUAAUGUUGUCCUCAAAAUAGUUUUUGUAGCUUCACAACCUCAAAAAAAUUCACUUUCUCCAGUGGUUGUUAGUUGUUCUGUAGGUGAUAACCACUUCAUAUUAUCCUUUUAUAGGACUUGGUUAGAAAGACUCGUGUUUUUUAACUUUUAUUCAAAAUUACUCCAUUACUUAAUCCUGAUGUAAGUACGUUCAGUAACAUAACGCUCAGUACGAAUAUGAUGCAUUUUGUAUCAUUAAUGAAUCGUAAGUGUCAGAAUUCAUCAUAUCAUUAAAUUCAACGUUAAAUUGUUGCAUUCACCCCCCCCAAAAAAGACUGAUUUUUGGAUUCCACUUGUGCUCAGCUGAUAGGUCGCGUCGGCAGCAUGGGAAGCAGACAACACUAGGCGCCAUAGGUACCAAACAGUCCAAAGUCCCCGAUUUUACUCUGGCUCUUGAAGGAAAAAAAACACACACACACACACACGCGCUUGGUAAUGCAUAGCAAGAGCAGGAAGAAAAUAAACAACCACAAGCUUAGCCAGUGUCCGUAAAAUAUCCCAAGGAGAAGUCACGAAAUGCUACAUGGUGAUCGUACUCAAAAGUGAUAUUGUUGUUUGACGAGUCCUCUAUCUGACGAAAUGUUCAACACACAGUUUACAUAUUGUGUAAACUGUCUGUUACUUGGUGUAGUAGAUGGCUUGGGUGUAGAAAAUUAUCCCAGACUUUAUUUAUUUAUUUUUUUUAACUUAUUACCUUAUUGGCAAGAAGAUUAGUGGUGCCCUAGCGAUGGUGUAGACAAAACCUACAGUAAAUUAGAGUAGAUGCAUCCUAGCCAUGGCCAAGUCCUCGAGUGUAGCAUCCUAGCCAUGGCCAAGUCCUCGAGUGUAGCAUCCUAGCCAUGGCCAAGUCCUCGAGUGUAGCAUCCUAGCCAUGGCCAAGUCCGAGUGUAGCAUCCUAGCCAUGGCCAAGUCCUCGAGUGUAGCAUCCUAGCCAUGGCCAAGUCCUCGAGUGUAGCAUCCUAGCCAUGGCCAAGUCCUCGAGUGUAGCAUCCUAGCCAUGGCCAAGUCCUCAAGUGUAGCAUCCUAGCCAUGGCCAAGUCCUCGAGUGUAGCAUCCUAGCCAUGGCCAAGUCCUCGAGUGUAGCAUCCUAUAGCCAUGGCCUAUUCUUAAACGAGACAGGGAUGGGGGGGUAAUUGUUAGCCUAGCCAGAGUUUACAUCGUGAGUGUUAGGCAAGGUUCACAUGUAGCCUACGUUGUGUAUCAUAGGUGUAGAGGGUUGUGUGUAUAGCAUAGCCUAGUCUGAGGUGUUGAUGGUACACGCACUCUUACAGUAAACGUCAUGUGGAGUAAUCUAAUACGAGUAGAAGCACGAUAUUAAGCGAAGUGUUUAAAAAUAGUUUAGUUUAGUUCUGGUGGGUUGGAAAAGUAAUUAUUCGCACCCAGAAUUAUUAAUUUCCAAAUUUCCCUGAUUUGGUCGAGUCAUUAAGAACAAAAAUCAAUUUGGGUCGAUUUCCCACUUUUUAUCCCCGAAGGAUUUUGUCGAGGCUGUUGUACACUUAUUAUUUUGUCACCUUCAGAAACAAGACCCUGUAUGAUGGUAGUUAUCCUUAUAUCAGCACUAUUUCAAGGGAGUUUUUGUCAUUUAUUUUAGUCCCGUUUAAGAGAUGCUAAGUGUUACCCUGUGGAUGACGUCGGAUGUCUGUGAACACAAUGUUAUAUCUGAUGACAAAGACAAUGAAACUCGUUCCUAUAUCAAUUAAACUUUUAUUUCUCCCAUAUCACUAUUAAAAUUUAAGUAAAGGUUCUGAUUUUGUGAUGUACUGUAUAAGAACUACUGCGAGGCUACUCUUAUUAUCCAAGUAUCUCGAAUCUCUGUUAUUGUUCUCCACAUUCCUGUAACUAAAACUGGAAAGACAUGAUAUAUUGUACUGUUUUGGUCUUUUGAUAUAAGUGGGGUGUUGAAAAUCAAAGUUGCUCCUAGGAAAUUAGUCAGUUACUAUAGGCGACCAGUCACAGUAACACCCUAUGAGAGAAAAAAAAAUACUCUGCCUUGAACUUUUGACGCUACCAUACAGACUGUCAGAAAUAUGUAAAUAAUGUUAGUAUGAUGAAGUAUCUUUAUACACCACAAACUUUAGUGGCUGUCAGGGAUUUCAGAAGCUUUUUGUUUCAGAUUUUGUUUUUCUUAUAUAGUUUCCACGCACUAUAGCGUCAAUCUUCGCCAUUUCUGUGAGUUAAUCAUCACCGUCUUACCCAUUUCAGUGUUUGUUUGUGGCCAGUAUUAAAGGCACACUCUUCGUACUUGCCUUAAAUUGGCGCCCAUUUCUCAUGCCUAUGUGUGUAUGUGAGUGUACUGUUACAAGUCUGUGGAACUAGUUAUUUUCCUGACUGCCAAGGUGUCUUUGUUGUGGUGGCGCUGUUACGGUUGUGCUGUCAAUUAAAAGUAUAUCACUGUGUCCUCUUCAGAUACUGUACUCUCCAAUACUCGAAAUAUUUAUAUUACCCUUGCCAACACUGUUUUAGUAAAUAUUUUCAUACUGUUCAUAGUGCACAUUUUGGUAUUAUAUAUAUAUAUAUAUAUAUAUAUAUAUAUAUAUAUAUAUAUAUAUAUAUAUAUAUAUAUAUAUAUAUAUAUAUAUAUAUAUAUAUAUAUAUAUAUAUAUAUAUAUAUAUAUAUAUAUAUAUAUAUAUAUAUAUAUAUAUAUAUAUAUAUAUUAAAGGAUAUAUUGUUUGAAUUUAGUAUUUUGUGAAUUACUAGACUCGUAAAAACAAAUGUAAGGUCACGGAACACACUUUAUACAUCACCGCGUAUCAGUGGAGGAAGGUGCCUGACACAAGGAGCAGGAAUAUUCGUUCAUAAUACAGUAGGCUAUGAUCCAGGUUGGAUCAGGUUAGAUAGUUGUGUGGUAAUUUACUAUACUGUAUACCUGUUAGUCCCACAGUGGUGUUCGCUCUGCCAGAGCUUCGGCUGUUAAAAUGGGCGCCACAAAGAAGCUAUCUUGAAGAACUCCGUUAAAUAAUAUCAAGUGAGUUUGAUAAUUUAACCAGAACACCUCAAAUGCAGGACUAGAUGAAGUAGAUGUAGGUUUAUAGAUGGAAUUUUAUUUUCUUGGAAAUUUAUUUUAGAGGGGGAAACUGGAAACCGUUCUCUUAAUACUUGACAACAGCGAAGACUAACAAUGUCUUUCUUUCCCCACGAUCACAACAUUAUUAAUUAUUACAAUUAAAAGUGAAACAAACGCAUACUAAUUUGAAUAAAGGAAGCUUUAGUUAAGUCGAUACAAAUAUUAUAUACUUUUGACUUAUGUAAAUUUUCUCAAGGAUUGCCUCAACAGCGUGCAGUACUCGUGAUGCUGUUCGUCUUAGGAAAAAACAUAAGAAUCUUUCAAUAUGGUGUAAGUCAAGCUUCACAAUGGCUAGUAUGAUGAAUAUUCCUCCUAAUUUAAGAUGUAAGAAUAUUGUACAGCACCUCUAACUGAUUUACUUAUUAAACUAAAUCACGACAGUAACGCCCAAAUAAAUUAAUAGAAUUACUGUAUACCAAAAACCAUAGUCAAUAGUCUGUUCAUUUUGGAUGUGUACAGUAAUCGUCUACAAUUUCUUAUUACUGAAAUUUAACGCUGGGUAAAAUUAACAGAGAAUUCUCUACCCUGAUUUUGUAUAAUCGGUAUUAAGUGAAUGCCAAGAGUUGUUACUCACGGUAUAACUUUGGUGACAUUUUGGAAGGAAGGUUGUUUUUGUGAUAUUGGUCAACCAGUUAAAGUUAGCCGAGGUGCAUGUUACGAGGAGUGUUCAUUUGAAGAAACUUUGAAAAUUUAAACCCAAAUAAGGUUAGUAAUGUAAUGUAAUGUAUUAGUUAAUGAUUGUUAAAAUGAUUUAGAGGCUUACAGUAUUCAACCUACUCUAAGAAGUUAUUCCAAGGAAAUUGUCAUUACAGAAAAUUCCUGAGAAAAUUGAGGCAUGAGAACCCGAUUAUUCAGGAAUAUAUAUAUAUAUAUAUAUAUAUAUAUAUAUAUAUAUAUAUAUAUAUAUAUAUAUAUAUAUAUAUAUAUAUAUAUAUAUAUAUAUAUAUAUUGGUUGAUUGGUAAAAAAAUGCAUUGUAACCUGGAUUUUACUCACAACAAGCUUGAAAUUAUUUUUAAAUUAAGUGUUGGAACUGGAAAGUUUGUUCAUGUAAAGUAAUGUCAAGUGACGGUUGGUGGGGGAGGCAAGCAGGAAAAUCCCAACACUACUGUACGUUACGGCCCGAGACACCAAGUAUCGCAACACUCAAACUGCGUGCGGCAUGUCAGGCAGUAACAGGGCAAAACACUGGUCUGGCAUAUAGUGAGUUACAUUGUUAUCAAGGAAGUUAUAUUAUGCUUCAUGCUUUAGAUUUAUUUGGAACGGGUAAUUUUAACGCUAUUGUAUUGCACAGUUCAGUAGAUCGUGAUAUUUUUUACUUGUGUCUGACUUUUGUAAACAACAAAGCGGGUAAAUGGAGCCUGUUUAUGUAAUAUUAUCGCAUAUGCAUGGUGACAAUUUAAAAUAUUUCAGCACGUAACGAUUCCUGGUUCAUUGUCAGAUUUGAUAUGUCUGGUAUCUGACAGAGUUGCUGUUGGUCACAUGGUAUAGUGCUAUAGCUGGUGUCUCGGGUCCGUGUGUGUAAAUAUUGCGUCAUAUCACCACUGCUACUGAACUGCACUUCUGUGAUUGGUAUAUAUUUUACAUGCACAUAAUUUUGCAGGGUGUUUACAAAGCCCUUUUACAUUGGUGUUUACAGACUCUCUUGAGGAAGUUACAUAUGCGAAAUUGGGUUUGUAUUUCAUAAUUUUCUGCACAUUACUGUUCUUUGACUUGUCUGUUGUGACAAAGAUACGUGGAGUUGUCAUUAAACGCAUAACGGACAUCUAAAGCGUUCUUUACAAUUCCUACUGCAUUUUUUAAUAUUACAGCGGAUACAGUGAAGAAUAUGAUCGUGUGCUGAAAGUGGCGUUAUAAAGAUCCGUGAUUUGUAUGUAUAAUAUUCCCGAAGGUGAUUGUAGGUGAUACUGGCUGUCACCAGCGGCCUCGGUAUAGGGAAGGUUGACCUCAUAUUUGUCAAUACAGUAUUUUGUUGAAGUUUUGUCUCAUAGAAAUAGCGACCUACUGUAUAGUUUUAUAAGCUUUCUUAUGAUUAUGUAAACUGAGGUUAAUAAUAGGCUGUGUGCCGACAUAAAAGUACGUGUGUUCAUGUAUGUAAGAUAAUGUUAUAAAAUACUCACCAAAAAUCAAUUGUGCAAACUAUGUAGUUAUUAUUGCUGCCUUUGUUUCUAUGCAAUAAUUGGAAGGCAAUAUUGUAAUAAAAUCAAUAAGUUAUGCAUUAAUGGGACUUGUUCAAGAGGAACCGGAUUACCAGAGCGUCGUCCUGUACAGUAUGAAGGGAUGUGACGGGCGACAAGUCUCGUUUUCCAGAUUCUCGCACAUAUCACUUAAGUUCUCCAGUUGUGUGAGCUUACAACACACUGAAUACCCAUAACGCUUUACAAACAGUAAAUUUCUCAUUUUCAAUAUGUUGGUAUAAUUUAUUUUUUCCAUUCCUAUGCUGUUAAACUUAAGGUAAUGUGUAACAUGUUGAAUACUAAUGGUUAGUGUAGAUACCAGUACUGUUUGUGUGUUGUUGGCUCAUACCAGUGGAAGAGUAUCCUGAUGCCCUAAACAACGGAAUUUGACAGCUUCCAGUAUAGAAAAAUAUUUUGUGUAAUGUCAGACCAAAAUAAAGUAAGCGAGAAGACAUUUG
Messenger RNA from Homarus americanus (American lobster), 8890 nucleotides. RefSeq names its product plasmolipin-like. Bases 316 to 879 code for a protein of 187 amino acids. Lineage: Eukaryota; Metazoa; Arthropoda; Malacostraca; Decapoda; Nephropidae. Gene Ontology annotation, cellular component: membrane. The record is from RefSeq and is a predicted model, not a curated record. The transcript has 4 exons.